Molecule: messenger RNA, 552 nt
Organism: Plasmopara halstedii
Lineage: Eukaryota; Oomycota; Peronosporomycetes; Peronosporales; Peronosporaceae
Exons: 1
Coding region: 1-552 (183 amino acids)
Source: RefSeq, a predicted model, not a curated record
AUGUUUAGAGCGCUCAUUCGCUGCAUUCGCAAGUUCCUGAGUCGCAUCAAGCCAAGGUCUUAUCAGCAGCGCAGGACAGAGAAUGGCGCCAAUAUCGACAUUGAGGAGGCGUUAGCGGAGCAGAUAGAGCUUCAAAGGCGCAGUGGCCGCGCGUUGUCCUCUACAGCCAGUAUUGCUGCUGCUCUACGCCAGCGACCGCGCAACAGCAUUCCAGUUUUUUCAACACAGUUAGGCUCUAAUGAACAGCGCGAACCUUCAGAUCCAGCAAUGAAAACGUCUGAUCAAGAGAUGCUGAGCCUUACUCCAGAAAAUGAUAGACAUUCAGACAAGAAGCUUGAGUCCACGGCAACAACGAAGUCGCCAGUCGUAAACAAGCGGGUACAUUCCAGUUGUGGCUCCUCGUUCGUCAAAAUCUCAGAGUCUGUACCCACUGAAGAUGCAGAGCCAGAGCACGAGGCGGAGACAAAAAACAGAGAAAAGGCAAUGGAGCAGCAGUCAGAGAUCAAUCCACGUCGUUCUUCAAUCUUCGACAUGCGGUCAGAGUGGAUUUGA